This is a messenger RNA of Pogoniulus pusillus (Red-fronted tinkerbird), 1652 nucleotides long. RefSeq names its product ATP synthase c subunit lysine N-methyltransferase (gene ATPSCKMT). Gene Ontology annotation, biological process: peptidyl-lysine trimethylation; positive regulation of proton-transporting ATP synthase activity, rotational mechanism; regulation of mitochondrial ATP synthesis coupled proton transport. NCBI's taxonomy places the organism in Eukaryota, Metazoa, Chordata, Aves, Piciformes, Lybiidae. Bases 654 to 1319 code for a protein of 221 amino acids. The record is from RefSeq and is a predicted model, not a curated record. The transcript is spliced from 5 exons. Gene Ontology annotation, cellular component: mitochondrion. Gene Ontology annotation, molecular function: protein-lysine N-methyltransferase activity.
GCCUCCUGAAGGGAAGGGCGACGGUGGCUCGGGGACCUUUCCUUGAGUGUGGACGUUCCCUGCUGGGAGCGUCUGCGCCUGCGCCGCCUUCGGGUGGUUCGGACGCGCUCUGCUGCCCGGCCUGCGGGCUUCAGUGGAAGCUUGUUGCUCAAGAGCAGGGGUCCUCAAACUACGGCCCGCGGGCCGGAUACGGCACCCCAGGGUCCUCAGUCUGGCCCGCCGGUGUUUACAGACCCGCUGUCGGGGGGGAAACCAAACAGCCACUUCCUGCUCGCCUGCCUCCGCAGCCCCCAAGCAUCCGCCGGGGCUGCGCUGGGAUCAAACCAUAGUCCGGCUCCCAACACUGCUGGGCUGGAACCAAGCCAUAGUCCGGCUCCCGACACUGCUGGGCUGGAACCAAGCCAUAGUCCGGCUCCCGACACUGCUGGGCUGGAACCAAGCCAUAGUCCGGCUCCCGACACUGCUGGGCUGGAACCAAGCCAUAGUCCGGCUCCCGACGCUGCUGGGCUGGAACCAAACUAUAGUCCGGUCCCCGGCAGCCUCAGGGACAGUGAACCGUCACCCUGUUUAAAAAGUUCGAGGACCCCUGCUCAAGAGAGCGAAGCUACUGCUUCAGCUACUAGUAACGUUUCCCCAGGGUCGAGGAAGCAGGUAUGAUAUUUAAGGCACUAGCGGAGGAGAACCCUGCAGCGGAGCCGCAGGAAGACCGCGGGAGCAGCUCCGGGAGGAGCUGGGGUCAGAUGGUCACAGCUGGUGUCGGUGGGACCUUGCUGGCGCUCUAUGCUGUGGUUAUCCCCUUUGUGACCCCAGCUUUGAGGAAAGUGUGCCUGCCCUUCGUUCCUGCAACUUCCACCCAGAUCCAGAACGUCCUGAAAAUGUUAGAAAACAGAAGUGGCUCACUGGUUGACAUUGGUAGUGGAGAUGGCCGUAUUGUGAUAGCAGCUGCAAAAAAGGGAUUCAAAGCUGUUGGCUGUGAAUUAAAUCCCUGGCUGGUCUGGUACUCCAGGUACCGUGCCUGGAGAGAUGGGGUACAUCAGAAUACCAAAUUUUAUAUUUCAGACUUGUGGAAGGUUUCCUUUUCCUGUUACACAAAUGUUGUUGUUUUUGGGGUACCUCAGAUGAUGCCACAAUUGGAGAGGAAGCUGGAAGAAGAACUUGAGUAUAAUGCCAGAAUCAUUGCCUGUCGUUUUCCUUUCCCUUCCUGGAUCCCAGAUCAUACUGCUGGAGAAGGAACAGACACUGUGUGGGUCUAUGAUUUGAAACAUUCUAGAGCCUGUAAAACAAAAAGCUUGGAAAUUACACCAGAGAUGAAAUCCUAAACAUCUAAUUUUGUUUAGUAUUGGAGUUUUUCACUUUGACUUCAUCUCUUGAAGAGGAGAUUAAUGUGAAUAUAGCCCCUAAAAUAAAUGCAGUAUGCUGGUUAUCUGAAAGUACAGGAAGGUUCUGGAAGAGUGUGGUUCAAUGACUUAAUUAGUGACAAUUACGGGAGUUUUAUAGAAGCAGAAGAUUUUGAUAUGGAAGAUGGGAUAAAACACAGUUCAGUACUGUUCAAGAGAAUGUAUUUUAUUGGAAUGGUAUAUUAAAUGAAAUGGAAGUUGAAAUGCUCAAAUUGGUGAAGUUAAUACAUGCAUUCUUUCUGAGCCUACACAGCA